UCGCAAGCCCAGCCCUUAUAAACUCACUCCUGUCUGGUUCUUAGUCAUACUGAGUGAACAUGGAUAUACAAUCUGAAGGAAAUAAGGUGCGUAUUAUCCUGGUUGGGAUAACAGGAUGUGGGAAGAGUGCCACAGGAAAUACCAUCCUUGGAAAGGAGGUUUUUCACAAAGAAUCAAGCUCCAAGUCAGUGACCAGGCAGUGUAAGAAAGCUACUGAAAUUGUUGGUGAUAAAGAAAUCACAGUGGUGGACACUCCUGGAUGGUGUGAUACGGAGCUAUCUGAUAAAGAGCUUAAGGAGGAAGCAGCCAAGUGCAUCGACCUGGCCUACCCUGGACCUCAUGUCUUUCUACUUGUGUUAAGGAUUGGUCGUUUCACAAAUGAAGAGAAAAAAACUGUCCAGAAAAUACGGGAGGUCUUUGUUGGAGAUUCCAAUAAAUACACAAUGAUCCUGUUCACAAGAGGAGACGAUCUGGAUGAAAACAAACGUAUUAAUGACUAUGUAAGUGAGGCUACACCAGCUCUUAAAGCUUUAGUUGAUGAGUGUGGGGGCAGAUAUCAUGUUUUCAACAAUAAAGAUAAAAACCGUAAACAAGUAUCAACACUCCUCAAGAAGAUCCAAGAUAUGGUGAGAAACAACAACGGGCAGUGCUUUUCUAACACGACAUACCAACUAUUACAAAAAUACAUACCAAAAGAAGCCGGGUUAAAUGAGCAAAUCCAAGCUGCUGAGAGGGAGAAACGAUUCGUAUUAGUGAACGAGAGGAAUAAACACUACAGGCAGAGAGAAGCAGAGCUAAAGGAACAACUAAAACAACAACAAGAACAAGUCAGAAAAUUGAUUGACCAGUUUACAAUGAUGUCUGCAAAUAAGCAAAAGGAAGAAGAAAGCAGAAACAAUAAGCAAAUGAAAGAAGAAUUAAUAGCUGAACUAAAACAGAAGCUGGAAAAAAAGAUUGCUGAAAGGGAAGCAAUGUAUAAAUCUCAACAAGAAAGCUGGAGUUGCUGUAUUUCAUGAAAGCCUUGUUAAUCUAGAGGUCUCUUAAAAGUUUUUCAGAAUUACUCAUAAUGUAUCUCAAUGAUAAAAUGAUUUUGGAUUUUAAAAACACUUACUAUCAAAUCAAUUCACGCUUUUAAAAACACAUUAUAUUGUCUCUUUAAUUCUGUCUGCUGCAUGAUUUAAAACCUUGAAAAAAAUCUGUAUAACUGUUCAGUAAAUCAUCAGACAAAAUUGUGUUUCUUAUAUUUCUUGUAGCGACUUUCAUCCUGCAAAAACAUUGCUCUUUAGUGGGGACGACUCUUACUUUUAAAGCAAAAUACAUUCAGAUUUCAUAUUUUCUAAUAAAUAAAACCUUUAACAAUGUAUAUGUAAAUAUAAAAUAAAUACAAUUUAA
This is a messenger RNA of Misgurnus anguillicaudatus (oriental weatherfish), 1392 nucleotides long. RefSeq names its product GTPase IMAP family member 7-like. Lineage: Eukaryota; Metazoa; Chordata; Actinopteri; Cypriniformes; Cobitidae. Gene Ontology annotation, molecular function: GTP binding. The record is from RefSeq and is a predicted model, not a curated record.